AUGUGCGGAAUCUGCGUCAGCGUCCGCCUUGACCGGCGGCAGCGCCAGACGGCUUCGGACGAGGAACGCGCCAACCUGGAAGCCGGUCUGAGCAAAGGCCUCAACUUCAUCGCCCACCGCGGGCCAGACGCAAAGGGCAUCUGGAUCAAUGAGGAUGGUUCUGUCGACCACUCGCCCGACAACAAAAUCCACGCCGUGAUCAACGGCGAGAUCUACGACCCCAACGACGCUCUGCGCACCGAGCUCGAGACUGUCCACGGCUACCACUUCCCCUCGCACGCCGACACCGAGCUCGUCAUCGCCCUGUACACCGUCUACGGCGCGCCCGACUUCCUCACCCAUCUACGCGGUGAAUUCUCCCUCGUGCUGUACGACGAGCGCGUACCCGGCGCCGAACGCAUCAUCCUCGCGCGCGAUCGCUUCGGCAUCAAACCGCUGUUUUAUACCGUCGACAAGGACCGCCUGCUCAUCGCUGCCGAGGCCAAGGCAUGGUUGGGCCUGGGAUGGGAGCCUGAGUGGGACGUCGGGUCAAUCGCCACGGGCGCGUGGAUGCUGGGGGAGAAGACGCUGUUCCACGGGGUACAGAAGGUGUCGCCUGCCGGGUGGGUCGAGGUUGGCGUGGAUGGGAGCAUCAAGAAGGGUUGGUACUGGGACAUGGAUUAUAAGGACAAGCGCGAGAAAGAAACGAGAUCGAUCGACGAGAUGGUGCAAGGAGUGCGGGAGCGGCUGAUUGAUGCGAUCCGGAUGCGGCUGCGCGCCGACGUGCCGAUUGGUAUCUACCUCUCGGGCGGUAUCGAUUCAUCGUUGCUCGCGGGCAUUGUGACACAUCUCGUGAAAGAUGAGGGCAUUAAGUUGGGCAACCAGGACGCCACAAAGCGAAUCUGCUGUUUCAGCAUCGAGUUCCCAACUGACGACAACUUCAACGAAGCCGACAUUGCCGAGCGAACGGCCAACUGGCUAGGUGUGCAGAUUCUCAAGAAGCGUAUGGACGAGGAAGCUCUCGCCGAGAACUUCGCCGACUCGGUCUACCACUGUGAACACCACAACCUGGACCUCAACAGCGUCGGGAAAUUCUGCUUGUCCACUGUCCCUCGCGAGCACGGCUUCAAGGUUGUACUCACUGGCGAGGGAUCUGACGAGCACUUCGCCGGCUACCCCUUUUUCGCCCUGGACGUGCUCGGCGAGCCUGACCUGGCUAUGCCCGAAACCACGCUGGCCAGCGAUAAUGCCCUCCGUGAGGACCUCUGGGGGAAGUCCUUCGAGGCUUUGAAAGGCGUACUGACCUCGCGCGCGGGGUGGUUUAACCACGGAAUACCCGACCCGGAGACGUUCCGCGAGAUCAACAAUGUCCAAAUGCCGUUCGUGACCCAGACGUGGCAAGCGACCUUGGACCUUUUUGAGCCCUGGGUACGCGAGCAAAAUGCCGGGUACAACUGGGCUGCGACCCAACUGGCGCAGACCCAGCCAGAGGCCCGCGAGAAGAUCCGGAAUAAGUGGCACACGCUGCACAGCUCCCAGUACCUUUGGAGCCGGUCUCUGCUGGCCAACAACCUCCUGACAUGCCUGGGCGACCGGACCGAGAUGGCACACAGUAUCGAGGCGCGCCCGCCCUUCCUCGACCAUGUGUUGUCCGAGUACGUCAACGGGCUCCCGCCGACCGUCAAGAUGGUGUACACCCCGGACGAGAAGAAUGUCGCCCGCAAGGGGGGCCUGCCGUGGUCCGGCAGUACCAAACGUGUCGGUAGCCUGUUUAGCGAGAAGUGGAUCCUCCGCGAGGCCGGUAAGCCGUACAUCACGCAGGAGCUGUACGACCGCAAGAAGCACCCUUAUGUCGCGCCUAACCGGUGGCCCAAGGACGGACCCAUCCACAACAAGCUGCGCGGGAUCUGCACGCGUGAGGCCGUCGAGAAGCUUGGUUUCGUGAGUUGGGAGGUGGUGCAGAAAGCGCUGGAGACGGGGUUCGGGGAUGAUGCAGACGGUACCGCGUUCAGGAAAUUGCUGGUGGUCGGUGGGCUCGUAACAAUUGGCGAACGUUUUGGCGUGAAGCGGGCUGAAUUUGCAGGCGCAAACGGGGGAAGUGGGAUAUAA
Messenger RNA from Dichotomopilus funicola, 2088 nucleotides. RefSeq lists its product as uncharacterized. The transcript is spliced from 4 exons. NCBI's taxonomy places the organism in Eukaryota, Fungi, Ascomycota, Sordariomycetes, Sordariales, Chaetomiaceae. Gene Ontology annotation, cellular component: cytosol. The record is from RefSeq and is a predicted model, not a curated record. Gene Ontology annotation, molecular function: asparagine synthase (glutamine-hydrolyzing) activity. The coding region runs from base 1 to 2088 and encodes 695 amino acids.